AUGUGUACCUUGGGAGCUUCUGCUGGCGGUUGUCAUGUUGUGUUGCUGAUGCAGGCACCCAGCACAGUCGCUGUCACCGGUACUUCGACACUUGACCCUGGCAGGGCGAACCGAGGCAGCCGUGGGGCAGGCAGGGGCUCCGUCUCCAGGGACAGCCAUUGCGUCGUCCCCAUUCGUCGCCUGGCACGAGUCAAUGGCAGCGCCUGCGAACGUCCUCGGGCCUGGUGCGCAUACUCGCCCAGUCCACACGGACGGUGGCCGUCUCCCGGCCCGGCAUCCUUGCUGGUGACGGACAUUGCGGCUCAUGCCUGGGCUGAACACGACUCGCCAGCACGAAUGUGCCUGUCGUUCCGUGCCUCGGACCGUGCAGCUCUCCAGGACAUGCCACAUGAUUUCUCGCAGCUGUGGGACGAGCUUGGAUUGGGACGGCUGCCAUGUUGCAAGCCUUAUUUCAGAUACAUGCCAUUACUCCGUAGAGGCGACCGUGUGCCCACCAAGCAAGGCUGGGAGUUCCGGGCUGGUUUGAGAGCAGUUUCUGGCGGUGAAGCUAUUCCUGCUCGUACUGCCAGAGUAUCCUGGUCGCAGGUCGCUAGGGUGUCACCUUCUGGAAUGGCAUUCGACUCCACACUUGACGUCAUGCUGGGACCGAGAGGGAGCAGAGGCUCCGUCGCUCCAGCUUCAUAUGCUUCAUUUAAAGAAAUUGCCCAAGCGACCUGGCGGAAUGCCCUGUGA
This is a messenger RNA of Microdochium trichocladiopsis, 732 nucleotides long. RefSeq lists its product as uncharacterized. The transcript has 3 exons. Lineage: Eukaryota; Fungi; Ascomycota; Sordariomycetes; Xylariales; Microdochiaceae. Bases 1 to 732 code for a protein of 243 amino acids. The record is from RefSeq and is a predicted model, not a curated record.